UACAACUUUGAGAAAAAGAAGUUUUUUUUUUCAUUGUUCAGAAAACUGACGAUAACAGUUUCAUUUACAAUCAAAUUCUAGAUAACAAGUUUGAUUGCAUCAUCACAGUUGGUUUGAUAACAUAAUUAUAGAUUAUAUUAGGAUAGACUUGAUAAUAAAUUAAUAUCAUCUUAUCAUAUUGAAUUUGGUUAUAUAAAGGGUUAGUGUGUUCGUCUUAAGUGGUGUAUCGUUCUAUCCCCCCUCCUCCUUUCAGUCGUUGCUCCCCAUAAAAAUUUGUGUCUUUUACUGAAAAAGUCAUCCCCCACGAUUUUGACUCCUUGCUUCAACUAAAUCAUUUGUGGUGGAAACUACAAUUGAUUAUCAUUAUACCUAUAUAUUUAGGUUCAAAUCAUAUACGAAACACAGAGUAUCAUCCUUAUAAUCUAAUUUAAAUAAUAAUGGUGAAGGCUCGUAAGAUUGCCGUGGUUGGAUCUCGUUCAGUGGGUAAAUCAUCAAUGACAGUAAGGUUUGUUGAAGACCAUUUUGUUGAAAGUUAUUAUCCAACUAUUGAAAAUCAAUUUUCUAAAACUAUAAAUUAUAAAAAUCAAGAUUAUGCUAUUGAAAUUUUAGAUACUGCUGGCCAAGAUGAAUUUAGUAUUAUGAAUGAAAAACAUUUGGUAGGUAUUCAUGGUUAUUUAUUAGUUUAUUCAGUUACUUCAAGACAAUCAUUUGAAUUGGUGGAAGUUAUUAGAGAUAAGAUUUUAAAUUCAAUUGGAACUGAUGUUAUACCCUUAGUUUUAAUUGGUAACAAAUGUGAUUUAGUUUAUCAACGACAAGUUGAAACAAGUGAAGGUGAACAAUUAGCCAAACAAUUUGGUUGUAAAUUCUUAGAAACUUCAGUAAGAGAAAAUCUUAAUAUAAAUAGAGCAUUUGAGAAUUUAAUUGAAGAGAUUGAAAUCAUUCAUAAUCCAACUCCAAAGCAACAAGAUAAAUGUGUAAUUGUUUAAAUCUCAUCAUCCUCAUCACCAUCAUCAUCUCAUCGUUUAUACUAAACUCUUCACCCUACGUACCAUCAUGAAGGUUCUGAUUAUAUAUCAUCAACCUUACCUUACUUAUGUUUAUUGGGCCCAUUUAUUAUUGGGAUUAUUUAUGGUUAUCUGCUUAUGUCUAUAUCUUUGAUAUCUUUUUACUAUAUUUUAUUAUUAUGUUUGUUUGCUUACUUGCUUGUCUUUUAACUUAGUUUUGAUUCUUCUUCUUAUCCAUUUUACUUCCUGAUUUACUUUCU
This is a messenger RNA of Scheffersomyces coipomensis, 1264 nucleotides long. It is a transcript of the gene RHB1, whose product is annotated as putative GTPase. The transcript has a single exon. Gene Ontology annotation, cellular component: plasma membrane. Gene Ontology annotation, molecular function: GTP binding; GDP binding; GTPase activity. NCBI's taxonomy places the organism in Eukaryota, Fungi, Ascomycota, Pichiomycetes, Serinales, Debaryomycetaceae. The record is from RefSeq and is a predicted model, not a curated record. Bases 438 to 986 code for a protein of 182 amino acids. Gene Ontology annotation, biological process: small GTPase-mediated signal transduction.